GAAGCAGAAAAAUUAAUUAAUUUGUUGAGAGAGUGGCAAAUUCCCGUAGAAAUUAUUGAAAAAUUUACAGGUAAAAAAUAUUAUGGUUCUUAGGAUGUCGUUAUUUUUAGUCUUAUAGGUUAACCAAUAAUUGAUAAUACGAAUAAUUGAAUGAGUGUUAAUGUAGCAGACAUCAGACAAAUGUAAAAUAAUUAAUGAAUCGGAUAACAUAAUUAUUAAUCAACUUUAUAAAUGUACAUUCAAAGAAGGCAUUAUUUGUAUGUGAAUUAAUUAAUUUGUUUGUAAUUUUAUUACACAAUGGAAUGACCAUUGAGUUAUUAUCAGAUUUGACAGAAAACGAGUUAAAAGAAAUGUGUCCGCAAAUCUCCACAAGAAUUAAAGUUCGACAAAAAAUUGAGGCUAUGCGUGCAGAAAAUCGUGAUGCACCCGCUGAUAUAAAUAGUAAUGGCAAUGUCCCUGAUCUAAAUUUAGAAGAGUCAGAUCAUGAGUUAAAUGACUUGCUGUUGUUUAAUAAUUUUGUGGAUUUGAAUUUAAAAGACUUACUAGACAAGGCACCCGAGGGUAAUGAAAUUUAUACAGACUUAAAUGCCACAGGAAAAUUAUCAUCUAAGUCGCAACAAUGUUUAGUUGAUGUCAUUGGGCGACAUUUAUAUCCGUGGCUAAAAGUCAAAACAAAUUUCAUGAAGCGGGAACGUUAUUAUAUCAUUUUAAGAAAUAUCAAAGAAGAAUUUCCAAAUGAAUUAAGUGGUGUUUAUUAUACACCACCAGUAAGUAAUAAAAUUUCACCAACUCAUAAAUCUAUCGGACCACGAGGAAAAUUACCUGAUAAAGUCAGGAAUCUUUUGCAUCAAUCAGAAAUUCGCAAAAAAAGAAAAAAUGAUGAAGCACUUGAGCAGCAACAACAAGAUAAGAUACUCGAAGAUUUACAAGCUCUACAUAACAAUAGUAUAAACUGGCUUAAAAACAAUCGAAAUCCAUGGGAAUCAGUUGUUGCUAAAUGGACCGAAACUUUUGAAGUCCGUAAAAAUUCUAAAUACCAAACAUUACGUGAAUUUAUAGAUGACUGGAGUAUCAUGAAUGAUUUACGCAGCAAACAUUUGGUUUCUGUAGAUUUUGAACUUUUGUAUCCAGGAAAGGGAUUUAAUUUAUCAUUGAAUUGGCCUACAUUUUUUGACCGAGUACGAGUUUUUCACAGUAAAAAAUAUUUAAAUGACAAAGCAUUGAAAACUUGGAAAGACCAAUUAAAUAAACUGGAAAACAGCGAAAACGUUACUGCAGAUAUGAAAUUUCCACUUCAGAUGAAUAUUUUGGCGUAUUUAAUACCACCCAAGGGACGAAGGUCGAGAAAAUUCAAAUACUCGAUCCAAGAAUCGUUAGAUAAUAUUUUUAUAAUCGUAGAGAAUCCAGGAGACAUCGAGAAAAGAAUGCAGGAUCAAAUAAACUGCGCGUAUGCAAAAGAAGAUAGAGUACAGCCAUACAUCAUAAUUCAAGGUAGUUUCACAGAGCACAAUCAAAUAUUACUUGUUAUGGAUGAUAUCAAGUAUCAGUUUUCGUCGGCUAUGAAGGCAUUUGAUUGUUUAUUUAAAAUUUACCACACGCUCAAUGCGUGCUAUCCAAAAGGUGCAUUACAUUUGCAUUUAUUGAUACAGAGAUGUGUUUAUAAAAUUAAAAACAAUGAAAUUUUGCCACUGAACAUAUUAGAUACCGUAACAACCCUUGAGAUAAUUUAAACAAAACAUUUUUAAAAGUAACUCUCAUAUAUAUUUACAUUUAUAUUUUUCAUUAUUUUAUUUAUAUUUAUUAUUUAUUUCAUUUAUUAUUGUUAUGAAAAUGAUCAUUAUAUUUAUAUUAAUUAUUGGACACAUUAUUAUAUAAAAAAAAAAUUAUUAUACUCAUAUUUACUGUUACAUGAACGAAUAUUUUAAAAUUAUUAGAAAAUUUUUAUGCUCAAAAUAGUACUUAAUAUUUAGUAGGGUGCAUAAGAGAGAUCCGAACGAAAAUGUAGCCAACGCAACGAAUGCAAGAAAAUUUAAAAGCAAAAUCGGUCAAUAUCAAAAUAUAUACAUUCCACAGCUUAUAUAUUACACUAAAUGAAGUUCAAAUAAAAAUAAAAACUCUAAAUUGAUAUGACACUCACACUUCAAUCGUAAAAUGUGAUAAUUGAUCAAAAAUCCAGUUACCAACAUGAAAAAAACAAAUAGUAUGAAUAACAAACUCUUUAAAAGUAUCUAAGCUAAAUUUUUUAAAAAAGAGACAAUUCACAUCACGUCGAACAAAAAUUCAACCGUCGGUAAAGUAAAUCUUGGUAGGUAACUGACAAACUAAGUCAUCAAGUCUUAAGCUAUAAUGGAAUUUAAAAAAUUUUUUUAUAUUUUUAAAUUAUUGUAAAAUGCUUAAAUGAUAUAAAGUAAUUAAUAAUAAAUUAGUCUAAA
This is a messenger RNA of Microplitis demolitor, 2432 nucleotides long. RefSeq lists its product as uncharacterized. NCBI's taxonomy places the organism in Eukaryota, Metazoa, Arthropoda, Insecta, Hymenoptera, Braconidae. The transcript has 8 exons. The coding region runs from base 303 to 1730 and encodes 475 amino acids. The record is from RefSeq and is a predicted model, not a curated record.